This is a messenger RNA of Fusarium musae, 465 nucleotides long. RefSeq lists its product as uncharacterized. NCBI's taxonomy places the organism in Eukaryota, Fungi, Ascomycota, Sordariomycetes, Hypocreales, Nectriaceae. The record is from RefSeq and is a predicted model, not a curated record. The transcript has 2 exons. The coding region runs from base 1 to 465 and encodes 154 amino acids.
AUGAAGCUGUCUGUAUUCACAUCCGUCCUCCUGGCUGGCCUUGUUGCCGCUCAGCAAGAGAAGUUGCCUAAAUGCGCUCAACCAUGUGUUGACAAGUACACCACCGGCGGCGGCGUCGCGGGAUGCGGACAGCUCGACGUCAAGUGCAUCUGCAGCAACAAGAACUUCCUGUCUGGCAUCGCAUGUUGUCUUGAGGACAAGUGUGAUGCCGCCGGCAAGGAGACCGCUGUCAAGUACGCCAAGCAGAUCUGCUCGACCGCCGGAGUCACCGACCUGCCCGACGAGGUUACAUGCGACAAGAGCGCCGCCUCUGGCAGCGCAACUGGUACUCCUACUUCCAGUGCCGGUAGCAGCCAGACGACGCCCGCGAGUGCCAACGCCAGUGGCGAUAGCGGCAAUGCUGCUGCGCGUGAGGGCGCCGCUGGUGUCUUGGGUGUUGUCAUGGCUAUGCUCUUUGCCCUGUAA